AGGUUACCUACGAUGUGCACAAGCUUUAAGGUCUAUCCAACCAGAGCGUGAGGCCGAUGUUGCGACCGUGUCAUUCGCUCGAAUUGCCGCCAGUCGCUUGCACCAAUGAUGGACAGGUGACAAAGAUUCAGCGCUGUCGGUCCCAAGAUUUGAUUCCUACUACAAAGCCAAUAAAUGCUGUGCGAGCAGCAAUGUUGAAAAGAGCUGCGUCGUAUACGUGUUCGUCGUGUAUACCAGUAGAGUUGUCGUCUGUCGGCGGAACGUAUGGCUGCUGGUGAUGUAGAGUAUGAUGGACAGGACGUCACUAAAGCGUGGCUGGUCACCGGAAGAAGAUGGCCAAAGUCAAUCGAGAGCUAUACUCCGACCAGUCCCGUCGUCGUCGCGCGAGUAUGGGUAGGGCGUUCGGGCUCUGUUUCGCCGUCAAUCGUGAGCCUUAUUGUUGCAGGAGUUCGUCGAAGAUCCGGGAAUUGAAAUCCAGCGAGGUAAUGAGGCCGACAAUACUUCCAGUCCGCAGUGAUGAAGAGGUUCCUUCACGCUCAGCAGACUUGGUUUCGACUUUCAAGGAAAAGCUGGACGACCGAGGACAACGUAAUGACACGAAAUCAGACAACGCCACCAACACCUACAGCAGCAGCAGUAACAAGGGCAGCGGCCGCAGUGAUGCCCAACGCAAACAGUCUGACAACGAAGAACGGGAGGAGACGAAGAUGGAGGAAUGGCAGAUCGCCCAAUGAAGUGCAGAAGAGAGACGUAGACUUGCCGUGGUUAGGGAGCAGGGCGGCAUCAGCAGCAGCGGCGGCAGCCAGCCCAGAACAAACCCACAAACAAGCGCACAACAACGAAAAUACUCGAACGGACAGGCCAUGUCGAGCCAAUGCACGCGAGAGCAAGGACAAUUCUUUUCUUGUCGGCAACUAGGUUUGCGUAGCAGCAGAAGCAGUGAGGUUUAGCUCGGCCGACGCCUUCAUGCAUACAUGCAGUGACAGCGUAG
Molecule: messenger RNA, 991 nt
Organism: Dissoconium aciculare CBS 342.82
Lineage: Eukaryota; Fungi; Ascomycota; Dothideomycetes; Mycosphaerellales; Dissoconiaceae
Exons: 1
Coding region: 333-734 (133 amino acids)
Source: RefSeq, a predicted model, not a curated record